CAAAAAAAAUUUUAUAAUUGUGACGGAAUAAACUCAGCAAUUAACUGGAUACUUGAACACAGUAACGAAAGUGAAUACGAAUCAGACGUGAAUGGUUAUCAAGUUGCAAUGGGAGCGCAUAAAAUGAUUUUUGUGAUAAAUAUGAACUUAAAAAUGGGUACAGGGAAAUUAGCUGCUCAAGUUGGGCAUGCAUCUAUCAGCGUUUAUCGUCUGGCCCAGCGAAAAGAAGAGGGUCAACGAGCCUUAGAAGCAUGGCGGGCAUGUGGUGAAAUGAAAGUGGUUGUUAAAGGCCAAAAUACCGAACAUUUACUUGAACUUUUUAAAAUGGCGAAAGAUUUGCGUUUUUUCCCAUGCUUUUUUUACAUGGGUCUUUUUGCUUAUGUGGUAUCAGAUGCUGGUCGGACCCAAAUUCCUGCCGGAUCUAGAACAGUGCUUGCUAUUUUCGGCCCAUCUGAUCUAGUGGACUCUGUGACUGGACAGUUAAAACUUCUUUAA
Dracunculus medinensis (Guinea worm) is the source of this 495-nucleotide messenger RNA. The record is from the annotation of a GenBank genome assembly. NCBI's taxonomy places the organism in Eukaryota, Metazoa, Nematoda, Chromadorea, Rhabditida, Dracunculidae.